Messenger RNA from Thyridium curvatum, 951 nucleotides. RefSeq lists its product as uncharacterized. The record is from RefSeq and is a predicted model, not a curated record. Lineage: Eukaryota; Fungi; Ascomycota; Sordariomycetes; Thyridiales; Thyridiaceae. The transcript has a single exon. The coding region runs from base 1 to 951 and encodes 316 amino acids.
AUGGUCGGACAAAGUACAAGCCAGCAUCGACGAGAGCAGAACCGCAUUAAUCAAAGAAACAGUCGUAAGUCUGCAAUUGGUCCUCUCCAGAUCAUCAAGUGCUUGCCUUGUGGAAGUGAGGCUCACAUGUGCUCUCAAGGAGCCAAAAGAAAAGCCGCCCACAGUGCCGCCUCGGCUGGCCCCUUCGGUCAAACUCGCAAAUGGAUCAUCUACACUGAAAUGGCUGACGCAGCUCGAUAUCCCACAACGGAUGCAACGGACACGUCUCUCAGCAUCAACUUGACCCCUGGGAGGAGCGGUGGCGAGAGCCUAUUAGAGGCCGCUUCCAGGCGUUUCUGUGAUCUCGACAUAACGGAUCGUAAAAGGUUUAUAUGCCAUAUCCAGCAGGAAGCUCUCGACGGGUCCGCUUCAGCCAUUAUGCAGGGUCGGCUACUACUUCCAGUGACGCAGUACAACAUCUUCAUCGCCAUGGCCUCGAAUGCAAAAUCCAUCGGUCUAUCGAUGGACGACCUCCGCCAUGAUAUCCUCUCACCUUUCGUCUCCUAUCAACCAGCCAAGUCUGUGGUACCGCCAACCCUUGAGCCGACUGCCCUACAAAGGACCACAAUUCAUCACCCCUGGCUAGAUCUUUAUCCUAUGAGCUCGGUCAGGGAUGCCUUAAUCAGCCGCAUGUGGCAGUACGACGAGGACGAGCUGUGUCACGAUCUGUUUGGGUCCUGUUCAAAGGAUCAGAAAAGCGCAGGGUUCCUCAUAUGGGGCGAACCUUGGGAUCCUAUGGCUUACGAGAUCACUCCAAGGGUACUCUACAAAUGGGCCUGGCUCUUUGACAAUUGUGUCGAUCUACUCCGCUCCACGAACCACUGGCGCAGACAGAGGGGCGAGAAGCCUCUUCCUACUCCAUGGCUUCCUCAGAUCACCCAAACCCAGAACCAAACAAUACGGAGAAACUAA